This is a messenger RNA of Osmia bicornis bicornis, 2552 nucleotides long. Its product is annotated as U4/U6.U5 tri-snRNP-associated protein 1. The coding region runs from base 140 to 2371 and encodes 743 amino acids. The record is from RefSeq and is a predicted model, not a curated record. The transcript is spliced from 9 exons. Gene Ontology annotation, cellular component: U4/U6 x U5 tri-snRNP complex. NCBI's taxonomy places the organism in Eukaryota, Metazoa, Arthropoda, Insecta, Hymenoptera, Megachilidae. Gene Ontology annotation, biological process: maturation of 5S rRNA; mRNA cis splicing, via spliceosome.
ACUAGUCACUGGCUAUUACUUACGCAUCGAAAAGAUGGUGGAAAGUAUCAGUAAUUAUCGAUGCAUAAAGUUUAUCGAGUUUUAGAUUUUUGAUAAAAUAGUGCAUCGUACAUUUUAAAAGUUCAUUGAAAAGAUAAGAAUGGGUUCGAAUAAACGGCAUAAAACAGAGAAGAGCCGGGAUACUAAGAAGAAGCGGCACCGAAGCCGCUCACGUAGCUAUACGCCUGAACGCGAGAAAACGGAUAAGCACAGGCAUCAUAAAAAGCAUAGAAGAAAAGAACGCAAGGAUUAUGACAGUGAUGUUGAAAUAGUUAAUGCACCUCCUCCACCAAAAAUCUCUAAGUCAUCACAUCCAUCAACACCUCCACCUCCUGAAAUUUCCAAGCAGCAUAGUCCUUCGCCGGUCAAAGGUGGUGCAGCUCAGAGUUCUUUAUCCAUUGAAGAAACUAAUAAAUUACGAGCAAAAUUAGGUUUAAAACCAUUAGAGGUUGAUAGUACUUCAAAAGAUGAUCCUAAUAAGAUCAAAGAUGAUUUGGGAGAAUUUUACCACAAACCUGCUCCUGAUGUUAAUGAGAAGUUAAAGUCACAAAAAUUGAAGGAGAAAAUUGGUACUCAAAAGCAGAAAAGGCUUAUUGAAGCUAAUCUAGCAAAAAUAAAAAGCUUAGGGGAAUGUGAUUCUGAUGAUGAUGCUAAGGCUUGGAUUGAUAGAACCAGACGUUUGGUGGAAGAGAAGAAGAAGGCAGAAGAAAGGGCAAAAAUGUUAGAUCAGUUGGAUGAGGAAUUUGGUAUUGGAAAUUUAGUCAAGGAAGAAAUACACGCUGCUCGAAAUACAGCUUAUACCGAAAAAAAUUUAAAGGGUCUUAAAGUAGAGCAUGAUAUUGAAAAGUUUGAAGAAGGUAAAACAGUUAUUUUGACUUUAAAAGACCAGGAAGUAUUGAAAGACGACGACGACGUGCUCGUCAAUGUGAAUAUAACAGACGAAGAACGUUAUCAGCGUAAUAUUCUAAAUAAAACUAAGAAACCUGGUUAUGAUGCAUACGAUGACGAUAACUUUGAUGAAUUUGGUUUACCUAAGAAAAGUAUCUUAGACAAAUACGAUGAAGAAAUCGAAGGCGAGAAGAAAGAAUCUUUUGUAUUGGGAGCUAAUAAUAUCAAAGAUAAUAAGAGUAAACUCGAUUACGUUAAGCAGCGUUUAGCUAAUAAACGACUAGAAUCAUUGCAGCUAGCAGAGCCAAAACUAGCUAGUGAAUAUUUCAAUGAUCAAGAACUUGCAAAGUUUAAGAAACCGAAGAAAAAGGUUCGAAAAAUUAGGAAGAAAUUAAAAGCAGAGGACUUGAUUCCUGAAGAUAACGAUUACCUUCGCGACUUAGGUAGCAGGAGAAGUAAACGACCUAAGGAUGCAAAAGAUAACGACAGUUUAGACGUGGACGAUUUAGAAGCACCUCCUGAAGAUCUUAGCGGAGUAAAGUUGGAGGAAGAUGACAAAGAAGUAGAGCUUCAGUUGGCACUGAAAAAAGCUCAAAAAUUGAAAGAAUCACAUUUGGCAAAUAUCGAAAAAGUUGCUGAAACUGUAAAACAUGAACCCCUUAGUUCUGAGGAAAAUCAGUCUGGGAAUAUUGUUCUGAAUGCUACAGCAGAAUUUUGUAGAACUUUAGGAGACAUUCCAACGUAUGGACUUGCCGGAAACAGAGAAGAAAAUGGGCAGGAACUUAUGGAUUUCGAAAUGGAUGGAGUUAAAGAGGAACCACCGAUAAAUGAUGAAGAGGACGAUGGUCGUGGCGCCUGGAAUACUGUACAAUUAGAUGAAAGUAUAAUAGAGCCAGUAGCGAUGGAAGCUGCGAUUUUAGACGCGGAACCUUCGCUUGGACACGGUGUCGGUGGUGCAUUAAAAUUGGCAAUGAGUAAAGGUUAUUUGCAAAAAGAGGAUAGUAGUAGACCGUCUGCGUCUCGUUUCGCGCACUUACAGGCUCAGAAUUAUUCGAUAGAGGACAAAACUUACGGAGAUGACGAUAAGUUUGGCAGAAGAGAUCGAUUCAAUGGUCCAACUUCAGAAUUCAAGGAAAAAGAUGGUUUCAAACCUAACGUGAAAUUGGAGUACAUCGACGACGAUGGACAUGUUUUGAGUGCAAAGGAAGCUUUCAGAUAUCUUUCGCACAAGUUCCACGGAAAAGGUCCGGGGAAAAAUAAGGUUGAAAAGCGAAUGAAAAAGGCGGAACAAGAAGUCCUAAUGAAGCGUAUGUCUUCGACGGAUACACCUCUCGGAACGCUUAAUUUAUUACAAGCGAAGCAGAAGGAAACUCAAUCACCGUACAUAGUUCUCAGUGGAAGCAAACAGAUGCAAACGACUAGCAUAUCAAAGUCGAAGCAUUAAAGGUUUUAAGGCUAAGUUGAAUCAGAAUUGUAUAUAAUAUACAGGCGGGAAGAAAUCUUGUAUCAGUACAGUUUUUCAGAUAAAGUAACACAUUAAUCGUCGUAAAAUAAAGGCAUUGCACCUAUUUCUUGUUUUGUUAAAACUAAGUACAUGGUAAUAAAGUAACACUUAAGUAUGUGAA